GCCGUUGCCGUAGAGGCACGAGAAGCAGGGCUCGCCGUCGCAGCCCAGGUCCAUGAGGAACUUGAGCAGCGACAGGUCGUUGCGGGAAACAGACUCGUGCAGAGCCGUCCAGCCUCGGUUGCAGCGGUGGUUGGUGUCUGCGUUGUGCUGCACGAGAAUCCUCACCGCCUCCACGUUCUUGCGCUCACAGGCUGCGUCCGGGAAGAAUCGAGAUGGUCAGCAGGACCCUGGCAGGAGCUGGCCAGCCAAGACCCCAUUCGUGUAUCUGUCCAUUCACUCAUUCAUCCAUCAGCCGUUCAUUCCACAAACACCCAUUGGCAUCAGGGUGCAGAUGCCGGUUAAGCUACAGACCCAGCAAGGACGACGGGAAACUGACGAGAUGAGCCCUGACGUCCCCAUCAACACCAUCUCCGCCAGCUUGACGAGUUCCACUGAGGAGCGGCCAGAGCAGCCCCUGUCGGCAUCAGGAAAAGCCCCAGUGGGAUAAGGAAAGCGAGGCUCAAAGAGGUUUGGUCCCUCUAGUCCGCUUGAGGAACAACUAUUCAUCCUGCAAAGCCCACCUCCUUGACUACAUGAAUUGACCCUUUCUGUGUCCCUCUGAAACUGAGCAAGCCCCACUGCUGCACUCUCCCUGCGGGGUCAUCGUGUACUUCUGCGCAUUCACCUCAUUAGACUUCGGGCUUAGGGAGUGCAGGGCCCAGGCCCGAUUCAUGUCCAGGUGCUGGGAAGCCACCUGGCACAUCCUAAGUGCACAGCAGUGUGGGUGGCUGGAUUUGAGUUGUUUGCCGCUGUGCACACAUCAGCCCAGGAAAGUUCUUGCUUCAUGUUUUCCUCCUCUGUCUUCUUAGAAAUGUAACCUUAAAUAAAAUGCAGAAGUUUGAAGACUGUGAAGACCCAGCUUCCUGCACUCGCGCUGGAUGGCCCAUCCGUGGGAACCCUGGGCUCCCCGUGUCAUGGGUGCAUGGACCCCACUUCUCCAUGGGACAGGAACUAGGUCUGCCUCUUGGGGAACUCUCAGGAGGCCAAAGCCUGGCCAAUGAUCCUCGUGCAUGUUUCACAUUGUGGUGGGAGAGAAACGAAUGGGGAAAUGGCUUUAAAAAAAAUUACAGUUUGUUGGAUGCUGAUCUUGCUUUCAUUUCUAGGAUCCCAAAGACUCCUUUGACUGAUAUUAGUCACAGAUGAUAAUGAUACAUUACAUUGCUCAAAGUGCAUUUAUCGACCUAAGAACACUUAUUAGGCACCUACAUCAAUCCAGGCUCUUAGCUGGGCACUCAGGAUUAAAAAAAAAAUGAACAUUAGCUCCCUGUCCCUAAAGAGGUCACAAUGAGGUUGGGGACCCUCUCUGGAGGCCUCCCCAGGGUGACCCAGAAGUUUGUCUAUGAAACGGGGGCAGUGUGAGGUUGGUGCGGGGAAGUCAGUCUGGGCGGGGAGUCACCAAGGCUGCAGGAUGUGGGGGAGCUCCGACGCUCACCUCAUCUUGUUUGCGUUCGCAAGAAUACCACAAGGUGAGCACAGCAAGCUUUCCUUGUUGCCAUUUCGUGAGUGAGGCCACUGAGGCUCAGAAUGGGCAAGUAACUUGCCUAAAGUUGCACAGCCAGUAAGCCACAGAGGGAGAAUUCGAAUCUCCAAACCCACUGCUCUUUUCACUCUGCUGCCUCCUUUCACUCGCUCACAGCUAUCAGGUGCUUUGGCGCAGGGCGGGCACUGGGCUUCCCAGGCGAGAAGGACCGAGGCCCCUGCCUUCACGGCGCUUACAAGUUAAUGGCAGAAACAGGCAGAUACGUAAGAAUUGUCAGGCCUAGUUAGGGCCAGGAAGGAAACAGGCUAGAGAGGAGGAGGGGCAGACAACUGAACCUGGGAGGGUGGUCGGGUCAGGGCUUGCUCAGGAGGUGACAUGUAAUCUGAGACUCGAAGAAUGAGAAGGAUCUCGACAUGCGGAGCCCCUGGGGAUGUGUGUGGCAUCCUGUUCUAUUUGGAUGGAAACUGUGAUAUUCGGGGAUUAAAGUGAACCAGAAAUCUUGGGUCCUGCCCUCACUGUAGCACCGUGCCUGGGUGUGUGAGCACAAGUGCGUGCGUGCGUGUCGUGUGUGGGUGGGAGGCCGAUGCAAUUAGGCCCAAACCCCACUUCCAGGCGGGGGAGGGGAGGAAACAGAAAGAGGCCCUCACAGCGCCAGCAGCGCCUGGCGAAGUGUCUGUCUGCACUUGGGGCCGGGGCAGACUGUGGUUCAGUUCCUGGCCAUGCUGUGCACAGGUUAUGUCAUCUGCAAAAUGGGCCCUGAAAUGCCCACUCUGGGUGGCUGUUGCAGGCAUUAAGUGAAUGAAUGUGUGCCAGGCACGUGGGCCGUGCCUUUAGGGGAGGAGGAGGAGGAGGAUCGUGUUAAACAUCACAUCAAAGGGCUUCUUCGU
Molecule: messenger RNA, 2406 nt
Organism: Microcebus murinus (gray mouse lemur)
Lineage: Eukaryota; Metazoa; Chordata; Mammalia; Primates; Cheirogaleidae
Source: RefSeq, a predicted model, not a curated record